Musca vetustissima is the source of this 450-nucleotide messenger RNA. RefSeq names its product sperm microtubule associated protein 2-like. The coding region runs from base 1 to 450 and encodes 149 amino acids. Lineage: Eukaryota; Metazoa; Arthropoda; Insecta; Diptera; Muscidae. The record is from RefSeq and is a predicted model, not a curated record. The transcript is spliced from 2 exons.
AUGAAACGUAUUAGACGAUUAAGUAAACCCAGAAUGCGAAAAGAAAUCAAACCCUACGAAUGGAUGUUUACAAAAGACUUGAAAAACUUUAAGCCCUCUGAACGUUUAUUGAAAAUGUCACGACCUAAAAAGUACGAAAGCAAUGAAAAAGAAGAUCCCUUUCAUAUUCCACAGAAUGCUUUAAUUUAUAAAGCAUCCCGUCGUAUAAAAGCCCUCGCUGAACCUGCAAAAACAAGACUCAAAGUAGAAACACCCGCCGAGAGUCCCUUCAAAACAAAUAUAAAAGCCUUAAAAGCGGUGGCAUCUAAACGUGUCCAGGAAUUGGCAAAUCCAAAAGAAUAUUCCGAUUCAAAUAAUCGUUCAGAUGCAUAUCGGGUAUCACGCAAAGCAUUGCAAGCAAAAGCUACACCACGUCUAAAAGAAUUAGCCGAACCAAAGAAAAUAUCUUAA